AGGAGAGGGGGGACGGACAGCCAGAAUGGGGUCCAGCUGAGGGCCCUGGGCUCCCGGUUGAUGCUCUAUUCAGGCUGAGUGUCCCGGAAUCCUAGAACCUGGAUUUGUGGGCGCCGCGGUGGUUCCCGGACCUGGAGGGUCCCUCCGGCAGGCCCGUGGUGCCCCCGUUUUGCAUCAGGACCCCCCCUCGGAUGCUCUGAGCCACCCUCCUCAACCCGGAUCUGAAACCCGGGACACAGCUCUCAGGCCAGCCUCUCUCUCCACCCCAACCCCCUUUCUGGCGUCCAUCCCCUCCCCAACACCACCUUUGCUGCUGCCUCUGGCUGUGGACCUGCACCUCUUCCCCAUCCCCGCCAGGCCCAGGGAGCAGGGGGAACCUGGAUGAGAGCCCCCUCAACCUGGGGCUCUCCCAGGCCAUGGCCCAAGUGCUCCCAGGGAGGAGCCCCGGACCCUGAGCAUCUGCUAGAGGCUUGGCAGAGGCUCCGCGGGGACUGUGUCUUCUGAGGACAAAAGGCGGCGGCCAGCAGGCAGACAGGGGGGGUUGGGGGGGGGCGGAGGGACCGGCAGCCAGACGGGCAGACGGGCAGCAGGGGCCAGCGCUGGCCCCCUCCCAGCUUGGCGGUGGCAUGAAGAUGGGGGUGGGAGUGUGCAGUGGGGGAAGCACCUGCCCGGACCCCCACCUGCCAGCUAGCUGGGCACCCCAAGGCUGUGUGUUGCCCACCUGGUGUUCCCCAACACCCCCAGCCCUGCUCAGUGCACCCCGCCGGUGCCUGCUUCCCCUGAUGUCUGCGAUUUAGACCAGCCCAGCUGUAUCCACGGCAACAGAAGCAGGAGUGUCAGUGGCCGCCAGAUCACGGAGGGUCCCACAAUGUGGCCUGGGAUGUGAUUUAUCCUGGGCGAGACAGCUUGAGCUCCCUCCCUGGAUUCCAAGACAGCCCUGCUGAGAGGAGCCCAGGUGCAGCCCAGCAGGACAACUGAUGGAGUCCCCCAGAGCCCAUCGAGUACCAGACUGGCUGACUCCAUAGGGUUGGGAGCAGCCCAUGCCCUUCAUUAUGGCCAACACCACUGGCGAGCCCGAGGAGGUGAGCGGUGCUCUGUCCCCACCAUCAGCAUCGGCCUACGUCAAGCUGGUGCUGCUGGGACUGAUCAUGUGCGUGAGCCUGGCGGGCAACGCCAUCUUGUCCCUGCUGGUGCUCAAGGAGCGUGCCCUGCACAAGGCUCCUUACUACUUUCUCCUGGACCUGUGCCUGGCCGACGGCAUCCGUUCUGCCGUCUGCUUUCCCUUUGUGCUGGCUUCCGUGCGCCACGGCUCCUCCUGGACCUUCAGCGCGCUCAGCUGCAAGAUUGUGGCCUUUAUGGCUGUGCUCUUUUGCUUCCAUGCGGCCUUCAUGCUGUUCUGCAUCAGCGUCACCCGCUACAUGGCCAUCGCCCACCACCGCUUCUAUGCCAAACGCAUGACACUCUGGACAUGUGCAGCCGUCAUCUGCAUGGCCUGGACCCUGUCUGUGGCCAUGGCCUUCCCACCCGUCUUCGACGUGGGCACCUACAAGUUUAUCCGCGAGGAGGACCAGUGCAUCUUUGAGCAUCGUUACUUCAAGGCCAAUGACACGCUGGGCUUCAUGCUGAUGUUGGCCGUGCUCAUGGCAGCCACACAUGCUGUCUAUGGCAAACUGCUCCUCUUUGAGUAUCGUCACCGCAAGAUGAAGCCGGUGCAGAUGGUGCCAGCCAUUAGCCAGAACUGGACAUUCCAUGGCCCCGGGGCCACCGGCCAGGCUGCUGCCAACUGGAUCGCUGGCUUUGGCCGUGGGCCCAUGCCACCAACCCUGCUGGGUAUCCGGCAGAAUGGGCAUGCAGCCAGCCGGCGGCUGCUGGGCAUGGACGAGGUCAAGGGUGAAAAGCAGCUGGGCCGCAUGUUCUACGCGAUCACACUGCUCUUCCUGCUCCUCUGGUCACCUUACAUCGUGGCCUGCUACUGGCGAGUGUUUGUUAAAGCCUGCGCUGUGCCCCACCGUUACCUGGCCACUGCUGUUUGGAUGAGCUUCGCCCAAGCUGCCGUCAACCCAAUCGUCUGCUUCCUGCUCAACAAGGACCUCAAGAAGUGCCUGAGGACUCACGCCCCCUGCUGGGGCACAGGAGGUGCCCCGGCUCCCAGAGAACCCUACUGUGUCAUGUGAAGCAGGCUGAUAGGCAGACAGACAGGGAGAGGGUCAUGGCCACUACCAUGGGGCUAACAGAAACGGAGGGGUAGGGCCCCAUGCAGGAGCCUUUCUUUCUGAGCUUCAGCCCCAGCCCCUGAAACCACCCGGAAUCUGGGCACCUUUGCCAACACCUCCCCAGGGGUGGGGGACUGGGAAAGAGGUGUUUCUAAUUCUAGGGCCUGUCUCUGCUGCCUCCUUUUCCACUUCUACAAUCUCUCUUCUCUCUCUCUCUCUCUCUCUCUCUCUCUCUCUCUCUCUCUCUCUCUCUCUCUCUCUUCAGAAAAAGAAAACAAACGUGAAAGUGCAGGUUUUUCUACUAUCAGCUGAGGAGUUGGGCUUUCUUGCUUUAAUGUCUCUCCUUCUGACACUGUCGAGAAUGGGGAAAUUUGUCCUGUAAAAUAGACUUCCAAGGGCUCUUCCGGCCCCCUCUGCUCCCAUGCACCCUCCCCUUCCAAGUCCUCUAGCAAGGCCUGGAUAUUUAGGGGGAAGCUGAUCUGUUGACAAGGGGGACCAAAGGGGGUGCAGGGUCCCCAGGGAGCAGGGAUGUUUAAUUGCUAUGUCGUGUGCAAUGUUGUUUUAGGCUAACUCUGGUUUCACGCCCAGUCUCCUCUUGCUACCCAUGUCCAGACAUCCCAAGUGUUUCUUGAGCAUCUGAGAAGCCAGGAGGGGCAGGAGAAGGGCCCUCCGGAUGGGCACAGGCUAGUGAAGAGCAGGAUGUGAGCCGCACGCCUGGAGCUUGACAGUAUUCUCUAGAGCUGCCUCCUGGAUCCCCAGCCCCUAACUCUUCUUUCUAAGGGUGGAAAUCCACUCCAGCUCCACGAGGGCUGAUGUGGGUGCCAUACAGGCAGGAGCAAGCCCCCAGGGAAGUAUAGGGAGAGAGCUGAACUCCCCAGAGUAGCUGGAUUUGAGAGCCUGGCAUCAGAGCGGAAUGCAAUCCCAGAAUUGUCUCCUGGGUUCAUGCUACUCUCCGAAAGAUGAAAAUUGUUGUUGUUGUUGUUGUUUUUUUGGGGGAGGGCUUGGUAUCUCAUAGAGGAUUUGAAUCCAUCCCUCUGUGACCUCUUUUUGUCCUCUCCAAGCCUCAGGGCCCUCAAGCCCUUCUGUGGUUGCCCUUGGCUUCUGGGCCCUCAGCUCCCAACUUGCCACCCUCCGCCCUUACCGCCUCCCAACGUGGAACAGACUGUAGCCACAUUCACCAGGUGGGUGACCCCAAGCUUCCCUCCCAGGGCAGAGUCCACUCUGGGAUCACACCAAGGACAGUUCUUGUGGCCUGGGGAUCCAAGCUGGCACUCCUUUGCCUGGUCUCGCCCAGGUUCUCUGUGGGCAGGGCAGAUCUGUAUUUAUCCACCCCCUUUUCCUUCCCUACUGAAACCCUAGUCCUAAGCCUUGACCCCAGAAGAAUGGGGAGGGCACUCUAGGCAGGAGAGGCAUUAAUGAGCCUGGCUGUGGAGUUGUCCUGGAAAGGCAGGCCAGAGUGGCUGAGAGGCUGGGGGUGGGGAGGGUACCUGUUCUCUCAGUGAUAGUGAUGGGGGUGCCUUUUCUAGGGGGUGGGGUGGGGGGGCCACGGGGGUGGGGUACAUAGGGUACAUUCAGGAGGGUUUUCCUCCAUUUCUUUUUUCUAACUGCCUGGAUUCACCAUUGGAUUUUGUAAAUGGAAAACUGAAAUGAACAAUGCUAUAUUGGAUGUUUUCUCUUUCUGACUGUGUGUGCGUGUCUGUCUGUGUGCGUCUGUGUGUCCAUGUGUCCUGUCUGCAUGACCACAUGUGGGGAUGUAUGAGUGAGUGAGACGGUGUGUUUGUGUGACUUUGUAUGGGGAGGCACCCCUGCCUGGUACACAUGCGUGAGUAAAUGCCUGUAUGUGGAGACAUAUAUGGCAUGCACACACACAUACAUGUAUGCACCUAACUGAGAGGAGACAAACUACAGUAUGUGCCUGCGGCAGCAGGAAGUCGAGUGGCCGGAGAGAUAGAACUUGAAAAGUACAUAUGUAUAUAGCAAGAGGAAGAUUCCCAUCUCAUCAGAUCUUCCUCCCUUGGCACAGGUUCUAAACAUGGCAGACGAAAUACUUGAGAACCCCAUUCUCUCCCCAAAGAGCCCCCAAGUAGCACUUUCAACCUCCCAAAUCAGUCUCUUCUCCAAAACCCAAACAAGGUGUUCCUGAAACUGGGCCGCCAUGGAGAAUGGGGACUGGGAAUUGGGGAUCCAACUUGGGGAGAGCUGAUGGGUUAGAAAAUGCCCCCCA
Molecule: messenger RNA, 4437 nt
Organism: Pipistrellus kuhlii (Kuhl's pipistrelle)
Lineage: Eukaryota; Metazoa; Chordata; Mammalia; Chiroptera; Vespertilionidae
Gene: GPR173
Product: G protein-coupled receptor 173
Exons: 2
Coding region: 1041-2174 (377 amino acids)
Biological process (GO): G protein-coupled receptor signaling pathway
Cellular component (GO): plasma membrane
Molecular function (GO): G protein-coupled receptor activity
Source: RefSeq, a predicted model, not a curated record